Molecule: messenger RNA, 4467 nt
Organism: Procambarus clarkii (red swamp crayfish)
Lineage: Eukaryota; Metazoa; Arthropoda; Malacostraca; Decapoda; Cambaridae
Source: RefSeq, a predicted model, not a curated record
GGCCAAGUCUUCAGAGAGGCACGUGUGGCCGAGGUGUGCGCUGGGCGCUGUGUCUCUGUCUGUGAUAAAUUGGAAAAAAACACAUAAGGUACAUCUGAGUGAGGAGGCCUUCAGUAAGCGCGAGUUAGGAACUAACAGACAUAUCAGGAGUGUGCGUGUGUGCGCGUUUGUGCUUGCCCGAUCACUGGCAUAAGUGACCCUCACGCUGAGGGCCACUUGAAGUGCCUUUGUGAGCGGCACUGGGGCAAGUAAAGUGCGUGCGUCGAGUGCAGGAGGCAAGAGGACGAGUGGUGGGAGCCAUGAGGACCGGAUUCUUCUAGCAUUGAUCACCACCAUCAUCUUCGACAACAAUGGCAUCUUCUAGCAUAAGGGACGCGUGGGUGUACCGCUGGCAGCUUCCCCUGGUGGUGCUGCUGCUGCUGUACCUGGGCUGGUGCAGCUGUACCACUGACCCCCACCACAGCUACCCGGAGGAGCACGACAGCUCGUUCAUUAGGCCUACUAGCAAGCCUGUAGACGUUCACCGCAUGGUGGUGGAGCGACUACAGAAGCAAGGCAACGCCCGGGGUGGCCGCUGGAGCAAAUGGUCUGGUUGGUCACCCUGCUCACGGUCUUGUGGUGGGGGCGUCUCACUCCAGUCUAGGGAGUGCCUCAUGGACCCCAGGCGACGUGUUCGGAGCAGACGACGGACAGCUGCUGGCGACCCGGGCGGCAGCCGCUGUGUGGGACUCUACAAGCGCUUCCAGCUCUGCAACACCCAGGAGUGCGGGCCGGGGUACUCUGACUUCCGGAGGGAGCAGUGCGCUUCCUUCAACAAGACGCCCUUCAACCGUCGCUUCUACACCUGGGAGCCCUACUACGACACACCAGACUCUUGCGCUCUCAACUGCCGCGCUGUGGGCCUCAGUUUCUACGCAACUCUCAACCAAACAGUGAUUGACGGAACGCCGUGCGGUGUCCUCGACUCCAAGCGUCUGUGUGUGGCCGGCAGGUGCCUGGGUGUAGGAUGCGACGGCGUACUGGGCUCGGGGCUGCGGCUGGACGCAUGCGGCCACUGCGGCGGGGAUAACAGCAGUUGUCGGGUGAUCGCCGGUGUCUUCUCGAGAGCCAAGAUGCCAUACGGCUACAACGUGAUCGCCACUCUGCCACGAGGAGCUGCCAACAUCACCAUCCAGCACGUCAAGGCGUCCACUAACUACCUCGCUCUGCGUCAUCAGGGCGGAGAGUUCUUCAUCAAUGGCAACUGGGCUGUGAAUGGGUCUGGCAACUACCAGUCUGAUGGCACCACCUUCACCUACCAGCGACCAGAACACUUCCAGGGGGACAAGGUGACGGCGGUGGGUCCCCUCCAGCAGCCUGUUGAUGUUAUGCUGUUCUACCAGUCGACCAACCCAGGCAUCAAGUACGAGUACCGGCUGCCCAUGUCACCCACGUCGUCGGCGCCACGGGUGACGGGAAGCGUGGUGGUGCCGGGGUCUCCACAACGACGCCGUCGACCAGAUAACCCACUCAACCCCUUGGUGCCAGGAGGACCAGCCUCCAGGACCCCGCCCUCUGGUCCAGUGAAUGACGCUCGCUCCAUCAACGGCAACUCCGUCCUCUCCUCCCAGAGAUGGAAGGAAGAGGAGGAGGAGAAGAAGAAGAAGCUGGGAGGAAAGAAAGAGCGUAGGAAGGGCAUCAGAGAUAAGAAGGGAAGGAGGCCGAGGUAUGAAUGGAAGGUGGCGGGCUUCAGCAGCUGCUCGGAGACCUGUGGCGGAGGGACGCAGACGACGCGGGCGGCGUGUGUCAAGAGGAAGAGAGGUAACGAGGUCCCAUCCAACCACUGUCGCGACCUGCCCCGUCCCGCAGAGGAGACUGUCCGCUGCAACCUUCGACCCUGUCCCGCCACGUGGGAAGCGGAGGCGUGGGGGCCGUGCAGUGUGACGUGCGGGCUGGGCGUGCAGACCCGGCAGCUGACGUGCAAGAUGAAAGUCUCCCAAGACCACUUCGUGGCGCAGCCAGAGGGCGCCUGCCUCGCCCCUCAGGACAUACCCAAGGCACAGGUGUGCGAGUUGGCGGUGUGCAACUCUGCGCCGGCGUGGCGGACGGGGGAGUGGGGUCAGUGCUCAGCGCAGUGCGGUCUGGGGACCAGGCAUCGCUCCGUCACCUGCGUCACGGCCGCUGGGGGCGUCGCCGAUCAUCUCUGUGACCCCAGGGAGAAACCCAGCAACCAGGAGCUGUGUGACAUGGGCUCCUGCGCUACGGACACCUGGUUCUUCUCCGCGUGGGAAGACCUCUGCUCUGAAGAGUGUGGCGACGGAGUCCAGCGACGCCGCGUUCAUUGCUCCGGCGACGCCCUUGACAACCAGGUCACCGAGACGUCGUGCGACCAGGAGCAGCGGCCCGCCACUACCAGGACCUGCACCUCCGACCGGGGCUGUAGCGGCAAGUGGUUUACAGGUCCAUGGGGGGAGUGCAGCUCGCAGUGCGGUCCGGGGCGCCGCACGCGGUCUGUGGUGUGCGUGGUGUUCCGCGGACGCUGGCGGGUGACGACGGACACAUCGCAGUGCAAGGGCGACCCGAGGCCGGACUCGACAGAGGCCUGCAGCAGGCCGUGCAGCCACGAGUGGUACACCUCUGAGUGGUCUCAGUGUUCCGCGUCGUGCGGCAGCGGCGUCCAGCGGCGGGAGGUGAAGUGUCUUGACGACCGUCAAAUACCAGCCCUCGACUGUACGUCAGCCGCCAAGCCCGACACCCGCCAGCCCUGCAACACCCAGUCCUGUCACCACGAACAAGCGGACGAGAGCGUGAGCAACACCUCCACAAGAACCGAACUGCCGCCGCGGCCAGCCGACCCCCCACCCCCGGGCGACGCCCCCGGCGACGCCCCCGACCACAAACCUGCAGGUAAUGUGGUCCUUGAGGCCGGCUGGCGCCCGCCCCCUCAGUCACUAGAGACUUCUAGUACAGGCUUCCCGUCUUCCGAUGACAGUCCAGACUAUGACGAAGACACACAUAGGGAUUCCGAUUGGGACUUGUCCUCUGGGAGGGACCUGGCGGAGGAGUACGGGGACGUGCCUCCCAGCAGGGCUCCGCCUACCCCAAGCAGCAGGCGGCGGCGACCCGUCUCUCCUGGGCGGCCAUGGCGACCCGGGCUGUCCACAGAUUCUUGCAUCGACAGAAUGAAGAACUGUCACUUGGUAUACAAGGCUCGCCUUUGUCGCCUUAAGUACUACAACAAACUGUGUUGUGAAACUUGCACCAAGAACCAGUGAGUUCUUAGUUAUUACCUCAAGAGUGAGUGAUUGGUACUGUGCACGUCAAUCAUCAAUCAUCCUACGCUGGAAGAACCUACCAGAGACACUGGUGACGAGAUUAGUAUGAUUCGACACAGUGCAAUGGUCCAGGAGGUGGGAUUAUAUGAUUUUGAGUAGUGUGCCGUGAGUAAGCCCUGACUUGCUUUCAAAGUGAACAUUAUCUAAGAAGCAAAAAAAUAAACACGCGUCUUCAUAAUACAAAAAUUCUCACGUUGCAUUAUGGGGACAUUGGUGUCUGCUCAGCACUGCCCCACGUUUCCAUCUUAAACUCAGAAAAUGACAAAGUUUUCCUCGUCUCUGUCUGGUGAGGAAUAUGAUGUCAUGAUUGAUGCUAGUGACAGUUAAAUUCUACUCUCAUAUUAUCGUCCGAGCCUGCUUAAACCUUCACGAUAUAAAAUAUAGACUUAGGUUUACAAUGCUCUUGGCAACACGGAUGAGAGUAUGAUUAUGAAUAGUCAAGAAUUAAGUCUUUUUUGUAUAUACGUUUUGCUUAAUAUAAGUGAAUAUUUCAGCCCUUAUCCUAACAACCAAUAUAGAUUUUCUGCAAAUGUAAAUACUUAAACUUAGAGCAGAGUAACAUUGUUCAGCUAGAGUCAGUAGUCAUAGAAAACAGAGGCACUGUGGGUGGCACUGUAGGCGGCACUGUAGGCUAAGGUGAUAACAACCCAGUUUUUGCUACGAGCUUCUAUCUUCACUCAAGCACUGCCAGUUAGGUUAAUUUAUGUUCACUCUGAAAUUCGAUGUAUAUCACAGGUAUUAUGUAUUAUAACAUUCAUCCUCCCUUCCUUCCCCCUCCCCGUCAUCUUUAUUGUAUAAAUAUAACUAAUAUGUUUAUAUAAAGAUUUUCGUUGUUGUGUAUCUAAGGUUUUAUUUCAACUUGAGUAGAGUGCCAUGGGCAGCACGUUGAUAAUGAUAUUCAUGUUUUGGUCUUGCGUUCCUUUUCAGUAUCAGGUAGCAUACCUUGUUGAAUUACAACAUUGAAUUUUGUUCCCUUGAGUCGAGUAUAUGCGAAGGUCAUAGUUAUGAACACGAGCAUCUGUAUUUUAUGUUCAAAUACUUUAGGAUUUGACACACACACACACACACAACUAGGUGAGUACACACACACACACACACACACACACACACACACACACACACACACACACACACACACACACACACACACACA